Molecule: messenger RNA, 3594 nt
Organism: Myxocyprinus asiaticus (Chinese sucker)
Lineage: Eukaryota; Metazoa; Chordata; Actinopteri; Cypriniformes; Catostomidae
Product: cyclic GMP-AMP synthase-like
Exons: 5
Coding region: 64-1935 (623 amino acids)
Biological process (GO): cellular response to exogenous dsRNA; negative regulation of double-strand break repair via homologous recombination; activation of innate immune response
Cellular component (GO): cytosol; nucleus; site of double-strand break
Molecular function (GO): double-stranded DNA binding; 2',3'-cyclic GMP-AMP synthase activity; chromatin binding
Source: RefSeq, a predicted model, not a curated record
UCCUUCAGUGUAACUGAAACUUAACACACAACUGCACGCACGCACGCCAGCACAACUGGCAUCAUGAGCAGCAGAAGACCCAGCAGCGUUCGCGCUCAAAUCCCUGACCAGCCCAGAGCCAACGCUCGAGCCAAAGGAAAGGGGGUGAGUAAACAGCAGAGACAUAAGAGUGACAGAGAACCUCCGGCGUGCGAUGAUGUCUCCGUAACAAAACGGCAGAGUAAAAAGCAGAGAGAUCUAACCAGCCGUGACAGAGAACACAAAUCUCCGGAGAGCAAGUCUGAAGAAAAACGCAGUUUGAUAUCAAGAAGAACGCAUAAAUCUCCACACAGUAACGUGGACAGGAUUCGCGAUGCGCAAACAUCCAAGAAUGGCACAAUGGAAAGAGCAAGCACACAACGAAAGAGUAAAAAGCAGAUUGAUCCUCAAAACUGUGAAAGUGAAGACAUACCUCAGAAGACCACCAAGAGCAGGUGCGAUAAAAAACCCGCGCCAAAACGGGCGAGCAGUAUCCAACAGAGUAAAAAACAGAGAGAUCUUUCCAGUCAAAACAAACACGGAUCUCCGGAGGAUUCCAAGAGCAAGUCCGAAGGAAAAUACGUACCAAAAUCCACAAGAACACACAAAUCUGUUCCUAAUAAGGCACAAAGUACUGGCGAGGAGCAAAACCCCCAGAAUAGCACAGACGUCGGCCCUUCAGCGGUUUGCGCGGGAAAACCUGACGGCAAAAAGAAAAGCGCGCCAAAUCCCAGCGAGAGUAACACUGACGCGGGACAAUCACGUGCAGCAGAAAGCUCUAUAAAGAGAAUGCGAAGCGCUGAUGACAACCUAGGAAAAGUUCUCCAUGCCGCUAUUGAAAAAUUAAAGAUCAAAACAGCCAUGCGGUCCAAAGCCUCCAGCUGUGUUAAUGAUAUCACGGAUAAAGUUAUUGCACAUCUUAAAAAAAAUAAGCCCUGGUGUGAAGAUAUCGAAAGAUUAAGAACAGGAAGUUAUUAUGAAAACGUUAAAAUCUGCGAACCUGACGAAUUUGAUGUGAUGCUGACUAUUCCUGUGAAGAGGGUGGAUAUACAGAACUUCAGUGAUAAUGGAGCAUUUUACAGUGUUGCACUGAAACGAGAUCCAAAUAAACACCCGCUGUACAAAUUUCUAAAUGAAGACAAGACAAUACGGGCCAGUGAAAUGCUGAGUGAAUUUAGAGAUGGCGUUAAGAAGGCUGUGAAGCCACUUAUGUACAACAUUGAGGUAGAGCGCAAGAAGGCAAGAUGCCCCGCAGUGACACUGCAAGUAACAGAAAAUAAAAAGACAAUUUCCAUCGACUUUGUUCUUGGGCUUAAGGUCCACAGUUCAAGCUGGCCACACUUUACAAAAAAUGGUUUCAGAGUAGAAGACUGGCUUGGUACCAAGGAGAAAGCUGAUCUGAAGCGUCAACCAUUCUACCUGGUGCCUAAAUACGAGGGGAAAGGAAAUGCAGAGCAUGAUGGAGUUGUGGCAAAGGAUGCCUGGCGAAUCUCUUUUUCACAUGUUGAGAAAGACAUCCUAAAAAGGCACGGCCACUCCAAGACAUGCUGUGAGGCCAGAGGCCGGAAAUGUUGCAGGAAGGAGUGUCUAAAGCUUCUAAAGUAUCUUCUUGGACAAUUCAAAGAGAAGCACCCAAAAGAGAUGUCCAACUUCUGCUCCUACCAUGCAAAGACCACCCUUCUCCAUGCUUGUGCUAAAAGGGUAGAGGACAGUUUUUGGGCUUAUAGUCAGCUGUCUGACUGCUUCCAGCAGCUUUUGGAAGACUUCGUCGAAUGCCUUAGAAAACGUGAUCUCCCGAACUUUUUCAUCCCAUCCCAUAACCUAAUAAAUCCAGCCCAACUGAAUAAGAGCUGCUGCGAAUUUCUUGUACAGCAAAUUGAAAUUCAACGCAACAACAACUUCCCUAUAUUCUGUUAAGUUCACAUUUUCUAAUUAUAUUGAAGUAUGUUUUGUCCUCCUCUUUCAUCUUCAUUGUCAAUUUCUAAAAUUAUGCUAUGCAAGACUGUAUGACAGGGCAUUGUACAUUUGAAGUUAUUUUUAAGAAUAGUUUCUUAUUGGGAAAAGAUAAUACUUUUGUUGAAUACUCAUCUUCUGAUUCUUUUACUUGAAUAUUACAUGUUCCAUUUGUUUAUCUUUUUUAAACUGUCUACUUACCUCUAUGUAGAUAUUUUACAUAUAUACAUAUAUAUUUAAGCAAUAUCACACGAGCAAGAUCACUGCUGUGAUUCGGCCGCAGGUAAUGAUUUAGGGCCAUAUAGCACGAUUGCGAGUAUGAUAUUGCAUAUAUACAACAGUUCAAUGAACAAGUACAUUUAAAUAAAUUAGGAAAAACCGAGUACGGUCAUAAAAAAUGCAUUUGUGCAUGGAACAACUUUCUUACGCAACGGAUCAGAAUCUGUCGUUGCUGGUUCAAAACAAAUGUGUCCAAGUCUCUGUUAGUUAUUCAAAAAUGUCACUUUAGAACUAGUAUCAUGGCUUGGGCUGUUUCUAACAAGUUACUGGAGAAACAAGGAUGUGUGUGUGUGUGUGUGUGUGAGAGAGAGAGAGAGAUAUGGAGCGUGUGUGAUCACCUGUUGAUGAUGCUGUAGUGUGUUAGUCAACUUUCUGAAGAUAAAGUCAUUUUGGUGAAAUUCAUCCUAUUUUCUCAGUGGAAAAAUAGCCGCCCAAGAGGGGGUAUUCCUCUCUAUUUCGCGGUAGAUGGUGCGCAAGAGUCUUUUACUACAGAAACCACAAUCUCUACCAUUUUGAACAGUAUUUUCUCUCCAAUGUGGAAAGAAGAGGUAAGCACCUUGAGUUUGUGUAAUUAAUCAGUCUGUUGUGUCUCUCAGCUGUGAUGAGCCUUAAUGCUGAAGCUGUUAGUUUAAAGCCGUUUAAAGCUAUUUCCUAGCUUUAGUAGUGUAGUAGUAAUACGAGCGAUCACGGAAGUGCUGUUGAAAAUAAACACUGAGUGACGCUGACUCACGUCAUGAACUGGCUCAUAUUACACACAAAAAUGGUCUUUUGCCUCCACCUGCUGGCUAAAAUAUGUAAUAUCACAAUAUUAAAUGUAAAGAGACAGAUGGCUCUUAACACAUCUGCACUGCUCUUACACUUUAAUUUAGAGCAGCACGAACACAAGCGGAGUGAUACACACUGCAAAGCGUCCAAGUGCUGAUAAUGUGAGACCAUCAGUACUCAUGGAACGUCUCUCGUCCAAUCAGAUUCGAGAACCAGAACUAUCUGUUGUGUGUAUACACACACACACACACACACACACACACACACACACACACACACACACACACACACACUGUAUAUGUAUAUUUUACUAAAUGCUUUAUUGCAGUUGUAAUAGCAUGUAGAGCAUAAUUCUGUGUAAAGGGUCAUGAUUAAGCUUAAUUAGUUUUUCAAGAGAAUGUCUGUAUUAUCCUCAAGAUUAGCUGAUAAGUUGCUGCCAUGGACUGUCAAUUCUUGGUUUCAUUAAUGGUACUGUAUAAUGGGGUGUUCCAAGUUUGUGUUUUGUAACAUCUCUGACUGGUUUUGAAGUGGCUGUUAGAUUCCCCCCCCCCCCGGGAAUUCUAAUAAUAAAAGCAAGCU